Messenger RNA from Necator americanus (New World hookworm), 204 nucleotides. RefSeq lists its product as uncharacterized. The transcript is spliced from 3 exons. The record is from RefSeq and is a predicted model, not a curated record. Bases 1 to 204 code for a protein of 67 amino acids. NCBI's taxonomy places the organism in Eukaryota, Metazoa, Nematoda, Chromadorea, Rhabditida, Ancylostomatidae.
AUGUCCUCCGAUGAGAUGCUUGGUGGACAAAGGGCACUUCGGAGAACAAAAAAACCGCAGGAACUUAGCAUCUUCAAAGAUAUCCACAAAGAAACAAACAGAAAAUCCAAGAAACAUCCACCACUCAAAUACCAUCAGCUGUCAACUAGCAAGCUACAACAUCCUCUUAUAAGGUGCCAGCAUCAGGAGGAGAGGACUGAUUAA